Rotaria sordida is the source of this 2010-nucleotide messenger RNA. The record is from the annotation of a GenBank genome assembly. NCBI's taxonomy places the organism in Eukaryota, Metazoa, Rotifera, Eurotatoria, Philodinida, Philodinidae.
AUGUUUUUGUUCAUACCAGUAUUAGUAAUAGUAGGUAUUUCAUUUGUUGAUGGAAUAAAUAAUAUUACCUGUAUAUCGACUCCCGGACAAAAGAAUACAUCAACAAUUUUAACUAAUCUUCGUCGAGAAAUGCGAAAUGCAGGUAUUGGAAUAUAUGUUGUUUUUUCUGACGACGAACAUGGCAGUGAAUAUACACAACCGUAUGAUAAACGGCGUGAUUGGAUUACGGGAUUUCGUGGUUCAUCAGGUAUAGCAAUUAUUUCGUUACGAACUGCGGCUUUAUGGACAGAUAGUCGUUAUUUUUCACAAGCAGAAGAAGAAUUAGAUUGUGCUAAUUGGCUUUUGAUGAGACAUGGCAAUGAAAAUGUACCAAGUCCUUUUAUUUGGUUAGUUACUGAAGCACAACAGACAGCAUGGUCAUUAGGUACUACAACUGUAUUCACUUCUUCAGCAUGGUGGUCAUUAGCCAAUACAGCAUUACAAGCAAUAGGAAAACAACUUCAACCUGUUGAUGAUCUUGUUGGACGUAUUUGGCCAAGUAAUGAACGUCCAAAAGCAUCACAAAAACCAAUUGUGAAACAUGAUAUUAAAUAUGCAGGUCAAAGUGUUACUCAAAAAUUACUUCGAACAACUACUGAACUUCAACGAUUUGAUGCAACAGUAACUAUUAUAAGUGCUCUUGAUGAAAUAGCAUGGCAAUUUAAUUUACGUGGUGCUGAUAUUCCAUAUAAUCCUUUUUUUAAAUCAUAUGCUAUCAUUUAUACUAAUUAUAUAAUUCAUCAACCGAAAUUAUUUGUUAAUUUAGCACAAAUUAAUCGUACUAUGUAUCCUGUUGGUGUUCGUGUAUUUAAUUAUUCAACGUUUUGGUCACAUUUAAAUGAAACAGUUAAUAAUUCAACUAUAGAAAAAAUUUUGGUUAGUGCACAAGCAUCUCAAGCUAUAUUAAAUUUAAUACCUUAUGAUAAACUAAUACUACCAUUAUUCAAUUCACCUAUAGAACGUAUAAAAGCACAAAAAAAUUCAAUAGAAAGAAAAGGUAUGAGAGAUUGUCAAAUACGAGAUGCUGUUGCUCGUAUGAAACAUAUUGGAUGGAUUGAACAACAAUUAAAUAAUAAUAUACCAAUUAAUGAAACGCAAUCCGUUGAUCGAUUACUUUACUAUCAAAAACAACAAGUUAGAUUUAAAUUUCCAAGUUUUCAUGCUAUUUCAGCAUCCGGUGAUCGGGCAGCUCUCGUUCAUUAUUCUUCACAACCAGCAACAGCUCGACCUAUUACUAAAAAUCAAAUUUAUUUACUUGAUGCUGGUAGUCAAUAUCUAGAUUGUACAACAGAUAUAACACGAACACAUCAUUUUGGUAUUCCAAAAGAUCUAGAAAAACGUGCUUAUACACGUGUACUUCAAGGUGUACUUGCUAUUGCCGAUGCAGUUUUUCCGACAGGAACAUAUGGUCGAUCACUUGAUUAUCUUGGUCGUAUGUAUUUGUAUAGAGAUGGUAUGACUUUUGGGCAUGGUAUAGGUCAUGGUAUUGGUCACUUCUUGAGUGUACAUGAAGGUCCACACCGUAUUGGAUCAGAAUAUAAUGAAUAUGAAGAACCAUUAACUGAUGGAGUAUUCAUUUCGGAUGAACCAGGAUUUUAUAAACCAGGUGAUUUUGGUAUUCGUAUAGAAAAUGAUGUUGAAGUUGUAUUGGCACAUAAGAGUAUAUAUGAUAAAAGACAAUUUUUACGUUUCGAUACAAUUACAUUUGUACCAUAUGAACGUUCAUUAAUUGAUGUUACAUUAUUAACAAAUACACAAUUAGAUGCUAUCAAUAAAUAUCAUGCAAAAGUAGCACAGAUUUUAGAACCUUUACUUAAAGAUGAUGAAGCAGCUUUAAAUGCUUUGCGUUCUCGUACGAAAAAAAUACAUUCUCAAUCGGUAACAACAACUACAGAAUUAUCUAACAAAGCAUUUAUUAGUAUUAGUUCACCGUCUCUCAUAACCUUCGUUUUUAUUUUUUAUUAUGCAUAA